This is a messenger RNA of Tripterygium wilfordii, 2601 nucleotides long. RefSeq names its product B3 domain-containing transcription factor VRN1-like. Gene Ontology annotation, molecular function: DNA binding. The record is from RefSeq and is a predicted model, not a curated record. NCBI's taxonomy places the organism in Eukaryota, Viridiplantae, Streptophyta, Magnoliopsida, Celastrales, Celastraceae. Bases 704 to 2119 code for a protein of 471 amino acids. The transcript has 8 exons.
GUGUUCGAACUACUUUUGCCAUAUGGGUCUGCCUUGGUUAUUGGGUCUUUGUAGGGUUGCAGCAAAUCCCUAAUCAAUCCCUUCGUGCUCGUGAUUAUAAUCAUCGUUGCAUUGAAAUCCAAUUCUUCAAGGUUACUGUUUUCGUUCCGAUCCCGAAUACUUACAAAUAUUGCAAUUUUGUCUUCGUUUGCACAUGCCAAAUGCAAUGGCUAUCAUUACGAGGUUAGCACUGACACAACGCCAGUUUCAAAACUCACUUAGUGUUUUUAGAUAUCGAUGGAUACGCAAAGGUUAUUUCCUCUGUUCAAAUCACAUCCAAAAGGGUUGCUUCUUGUACUCGAGUUGUGACAGAGCAUUCGAUUGAAGCUCCUCUUGAACUGAGCUGCUAAAACCAUGAGUUCCAGUGGCAGAAGAAGAAGCAAUACCAUCUCGUUGUCUCCAUCGAAGACUCCCCAUUUCUUCAAGAUCAUUCUUGAGGACACUAUUCGAGAAGGAAAGCUUGUCACCACUUAGGGCUCGUUUUUUUUUUUCAGUACUGGCCCUUUUGAGAUGAUUGAUGGAUGAUAGUCAACAGUACUCUCAGUUUGAGACUUUUUUUGGUAAAGAUAUAUAUGCUGCCUCGAGCUCUGAAGUUAACUAUUGCAUGUCAUAACUCUUCUCUCUUCUUCCAAGUAAUUGUCACAUCACAUACCAUUGCAAAGCCAUGAAUUCUACCAGCAGAAGAGGCCAUGAUGGAUCUUCUGUUGCAGCAUCAAAGAGAGCACAUUUCUUCAAGCCAAUUCUUGAUGAUACUAUACGAGAAGGAAAGCUUGGAUUACCAAGAGAUUUUGUGAAAAAAUCCGGAAGAAGCCUGCCAAGCUUAGUGAUUCUUAAGGUCCCCACUGGUGCAGUUUGGCCUGUGGAAUUGGCAAAGCGUGAUGGCAAAUUUUGGUUUCAAAAUGGUUGGCAAGAAUUUGCUGGGUAUUAUUCCCUUGACUAUGGCCACAUGCUAGUAUUUGAGUAUGAUGGAUGUAGCCAUUUUCACGUAAUCAUAUUUGAUAAGAGUGCUACAGAGAUCAAAUAUCCAUGCGAUGAUACUAACUGUAGUGAGGAGCUUAAACACGCUGGAGAAAAACAAAAGCCUAAAGUAAGACGUAAAGCAAGAGAGAGAUCGCCGUUACCUUGUCCUUUUCCACACAAGAAGGCAAGAAAUGGUUCAACUGUUCAUGGAAACAGCACUUCAAUGUCAGUUCCACAUUCUAGGCGAAACCAUUUUACUCGUGAAGUUCCUCAUGAAGUCGAAGGAGUAAAAGUUUCCUGCAAAAGGGAAUUAGGCGUGUCUGCAUCUGGAUGGAGACGCCCAAAAACUAAUGUUGAACAACGACUAACGAACCAAGAAAAAAUUGAAGCUUUGCGGAGAACUAGUGGUUUCAGGUCUGCAAAUCCUCAUUUCAAGAUUGUCAUGCAGCCGUCAUAUGUUUCUUUCAGAUUUGAUUUGGUUAUACCAGCAGAAUUUGGCGAGAUUUAUAUGAAGAAAAAGCGAAGUGAUGUCGACUUAUGUGUCUCUGAUGGGAGAAUUUGGCCUGCUAAAUACUCGAAACAUGAAUUCCAAUCAAAUCCAAAAAUCUAUUAUGGCUGGGAGAAAUUUGCUCGUGAUAAUGGUUUAAGAGUCGGUGAUGUAUGUGUAUUUGAGUUGAUUGAGAUCGACAAAAUGCAACUGAAAGUUCACAUCUACCAUGCUGAUGAAGAUCUAAAUAUUUACAUGUUGCAAGGUGAGAAGAAGACUUCUAAUGAAGAUUCAAAACCUCUUCGGGGAGGUAUUACUUUCAAAUCUGAAAAUCCUUGUUGCAGGGUGUUCAUGCAUCCAAGUUAUGUUCGUAGAGGAUGUGGAAUGAGAAUGCCAGCAGGCUUUGGUAAGAAAUAUCUCCCAGAAGAGCGAAGUGAUGUCACCCUUUGUACUCCUGACGGAAGAACUUGGCCUGUAGAGUAUCAUCGCCGUUCGUAUCUCUAUAAGGGGUGGCAGGAAUUUGUGCAUGAUAACGAUCUAGAAGUUGGUGACGUCUGCUUCUUCGAGUUGAUUAAGAUCUUUGAAACCAAACUGAAAGUUUCUAUUUUCCGAGGCAAUAGACACAAGAGCUGAUCGACUGAAUGGGAGAAACGACAACGAUGGAGGGCUAUACAGCGUGACAUAAAUUUUGUUUCAGCAGGUGAAAGGCUUGAGGUAUCAUCACAUGUAUAAGUUGGUGUUGAAAGUUUUACUUUUUCCUGCAGUCACUGGCCCAGACUUGCCUAGCUAGGUUAAUUGUGGAUCAAUUGAGACAUUGUGAACUAGAAGAUAUUAUUAUGUUCAGUGCUUGUUUGGCUGUCCUUUGAAUGCUACUCUGUUCUGGAUUAGAGAAGUAAAGCUAAUUUUGGUCUCAUGGGAAGCUGAUGUCUAUUGCUGUACAUUUCUAAGUUUGUGUUCAAAGUUUACUUUUUCUGGAGUCACUGCCCAGACUGGCCAUGUUUAGGGUGAAAGCUAGGUUGAUGGUGGAUCAAUUAGAGAAGGACAGCAAAUUUUGCUUAGUGGCGGUUUCAAAAUCUGAUGUUUAGGGUUUAAGGAUGCCAGAGUCACAGUUGUUG